UUGAGAACAAAUCGAUUGGUGUACGAGAAUCGAUACAUUUGAGUUUGCACAAAAGUAAGUGGUUAAUUUUUUAAGAAAAAUACAGGGAAAAUGCUCAAAGCUCCAAAAAAUAUUGAUAAUUAAUUCCAAGUAAUUAAUUUCAAGUGUUUCACGGUGAAUUUUCUGGCACUUGCUCUACAAAAUAAUGCAUUCCUCCAUAUUUGCGUUAAAAAAAUUGUCUACGUGUAGUUCCAGCUGAUGAGCUGUAUGUCGUGUCAUAUUCUGUGAAAUUUCCCAAUAAAACGUAUAUUUUCAUAUUGAAUCAGAAGUGUAAUUGCACAAAUAUCAAUAAUUCAAUGCGUAAUUCUACAGGUGUGAAACGUGAAUUAGUAGUGACAGGAUGAAUUUAAUAAAAUGGGACCAAUUGGAGGGUAGUCUGGCCCCUUUAUCAAACAGUCAACGAGAGUGGAUCGAGACAUUGGAAGAGAGAGUCUCCAAAACACUGGCCAGCGAUAGUGACGCGCUGCUUGUUGAGAAAAAUAUUGACGAGAAAGAAAUCCACUUGAAGGAUAGAAAAAUUGACAGCUGCCACGAGCUCCUCCAGUCCUACGCGCUAUUGGAAUCGAGAUACGAGUCGACAGAGUACAAAAGAUACUGCAUAUACCUGAAAGAGCUGAAUAUUCGCAAAGAUGAUUGCAACAGUUUAUGCAUGGACAUUGAAAAAGCUCUGGAGGACAUGUCCGCCUUGUCCACCCAGUAUGGAAUUGUCUCCAACAAGACAAUGUCCCUUCACUCAGCAACAGAGCAAUUAAUCGCCGAACAGGAAAAGCUGAACGAAAUAGGAAAUGAGAUAACGAGAUACGUAAAAUAUUUCAAAGAGGCCGAUCUGAUUAUGGACAAGCUGGAGUCUGCGAAUUUAUCAGUGCGCAGUGAUACAUUUAUUCAGAUAACCGACAAGAUCGAGACGAAUAUUGAUUUCAUGGAGAAAAAUGAUAAGUUUAAAGAAUCCCCGGUGUAUCUCGUGAAAUACAGACACUGCCAGUCAAAAGUCAUUGGAAUGAUGCAUCAGUGGAUAAUGAAUUUAUUGGAUGAGGCUACUGACAGCAUUUUGAGCUCCUUACCCACAUCAGAAUCCUCUGGAGAAGAUCCAAUAUAUCCGGACGCUGAUACACAGACUCUGGCUUUGUUGUACGGAAGGUUCCAGAGAAUUUUACCCAAGAUAAAGCCCAUUAUUACAAUUAUUGAGAAACGAUCUUUUAAACGACAGGAAUAUGAUAGCCUCUUGCUGGAAUGCCAUCAGAGGUAUCUGAUGAAAAGAGGUGGUGUUAUAAGUGCAAGUGUCCAAAAAGGCCUUCAAUCAGUAAAGGAAAAAUACAAUGGAGAUCAUUGCAGUUUCGUACGUCACGCUUGCUCCCUCCUGCUGCACGCAUCGAUAGACGAACACCGGCUGUUCUAUCAAUUUUUUGAGAAAAAGUCUCAUUUUUUGGCUGGCUAUCUCGAGGGUCUCUGCACUUCUCUGUACGAUAUCCUGAGGCCGUCAAUCAUCCAUAUCAAUCACCUGGAGACUCUCGCCGAGAUCUGCUGCAUCCUGAGAAUUGAAAUGCUAGAGGAGCACGUGCAGAAUCACAUGGAGGCCCUCGGGGGCUUCGGAAAUAUCUGCCUCCAGCUUCUCCACGACGCACAAGAGCGCCUGGUCUUCCGCACGCAUCUGUAUUUACAAUCGGACAUUCUGGGAUACAAUCCGUCCCCUGGAGAUCUCGCCUAUCCCAAUAAAUUAAAAAUGAUGGAGGACAUAGCAGAGUCACUGCGCGAGGAAAACCGUCAAGCAAAAAUCAAGAAGAUAUCUGUCUCAUCGAUAUCCUCAGUGUCUUCCGUCAUUUCUAAUCAAGAAUUAGAAACCCCCAAGUUUAUUCCAAUCGUUGGAUUCGAACCAAUCCACAAAUUAUCUGGUCCAGUCUCUUCAUUCAAUCUCGUCAACAAUUCCCCAGCUGACCUCCAUGGCAUGUGGUAUCCAACAGUCCGAAGAACUCUCGUCUGUCUGUCAAGGCUGUACAGAUGCGUUGAUCGUCCAGUAUUUCAAUCACUCAGCAAAGAGGCUAUAAAUUUUUGCAUAGAGAGCAUCGAAAAAGCCAAGGAGAAGAUCGAGGCACGAGCAACACCACUCGAUGCACAAUUAUUUCAAGUGAAGCAUCUACUCAUUCUCCGAGAGCAGAUCGCACCAUUUCAGGUAGACUUCACUGUCAAGGAGUAUUCACUGGAUUUUUCCAAAGUUAAAACAGCCGCUUUCGGAUUACUCGAGAGGAGAUCGAGGGUCUUUGCACUAUCGAAUAAUGCACUCCUGGAAUUUUUGCUGGAGGGGGCACCCAGGAUGAAGGAGCACCUCAUUGACUCCAGAAAACAUGUGGAUUCGAAGCUCAAAGCUGCUUGCCAGAUGUUGAUUCAGCACUGCACGAAGUUGCUCGUUGAUCCCAUCGAUAAAUUACUUGGAUCCAAUACCAAUGCUAGUAGUGCUAGUCCUCAAAAGACCAUCCAUCAAUCAACUAAAGUCCAUCCUCAAGUUGUGGCUCAAGUUGUCAGUGAAGUACUGAGACUCAUCAAGUUCCAGCUGCCCAGUAUUCAACAGUCGAUGCAAUUGUACUUGGCUAAUCGAGAGACUGAAUCCAUCUUGUUUAGACCCAUUAGGAAUAAUAUUGUCGGAAUUUUCACACAAUUGUCCCAGUGGCUGCAUGGAAAUUACUCCAGCGAGGAGCAGCUGCUCAUAGCUUGUCCUCUACCUGAACAGGUGUCCAUCAUGUUGAGCUCUUCGAGUCUUGCACACACCUCCAAUUAUUCUUCAACUCAGGAACAUCAUCCCCCGGUUACCACUGCUGUAGCUGGUACUGCUACUAUCUGAUUAUGGUCAAAGGAAUCGUAAUUCGUAAAUCGAGGAAAAUCAUCUAGGGAAAUGAUUCUGAAAAGUCAACGUGAAUGGAUGGCAAGGUUUUCACAAUUUAAUAAUCAAUCAUUUAUGUUAUAUUCUUAUAUAUUUAUUUAUAAACAAAAUAUACAGGAUGAAAUAAAUACUUUUCAAAUUGUUGAACUUCUAAGUAACAAAUGUAAUAGUGUAAAAAUGUAAUAUAUAUUUCUGAUUAUUAGAGACA
Molecule: messenger RNA, 3119 nt
Organism: Fopius arisanus
Lineage: Eukaryota; Metazoa; Arthropoda; Insecta; Hymenoptera; Braconidae
Gene: Cog3
Product: conserved oligomeric Golgi complex subunit 3
Exons: 2
Coding region: 380-2872 (830 amino acids)
Biological process (GO): intra-Golgi vesicle-mediated transport; Golgi organization; intracellular protein transport
Cellular component (GO): cis-Golgi network; COG complex; membrane
Source: RefSeq, a predicted model, not a curated record